Paralichthys olivaceus (Japanese flounder) is the source of this 3912-nucleotide messenger RNA. It is a transcript of the gene trip6, whose product is annotated as thyroid hormone receptor interactor 6. Gene Ontology annotation, biological process: positive regulation of non-canonical NF-kappaB signal transduction; signal transduction. Gene Ontology annotation, cellular component: stress fiber; cytoplasm; focal adhesion. Lineage: Eukaryota; Metazoa; Chordata; Actinopteri; Pleuronectiformes; Paralichthyidae. The record is from RefSeq and is a predicted model, not a curated record.
CGACGCUCGGGUAAAAAGAAAAGUUGUCCCGGGACAACUUCCCUUCCACCGACCCGCGGACGGUUGGACGCGGGGUGCAGGGUGCGUUUGUCCGGCCGGGAUCUGGCGCUGGGUGUCGGGUUAACUCUCCGCUUCCUCCUCGGUGCGUCGUUAGCCUGGAGGCGAGGCACGAGCUCUGCGCGAGUUCCACUCAGGCUAACGAACAAGUAAACAAGCCUGUUUGUUACAGUGAACUGCGGCUAACCGUGCUAGCAAACAAGUAAACAAGCCUGUUGUUAAAGUUACCCGUCGCCGAUCGUCCUCCAUUAUGGCUCAUUUCACCAUAUGAGACCCAAGUGAAGAGGAGCCACUGUGAAGCCACUGUAAAAGAAGCGUGCCAUGUCCGGUCCCACCUGGCUUCCACCAAGGACUCUGGACAGCCCAGAGCGAGCCGUCCCACAGAUGUCCCACUCUGCCGGGUCAGCAAUCUACCGAGCCCCCAACAAGAAGGGCGUGUCCGACUUCCGGCCGAAAUAUGGUCCCUAUGACCAGAAUGGAGGAGGAGGGGGAGGGGGAGGAGGAGGAGGAGAGAUGGUCAACAGGUACAUGGCCACUGGACCCACAGGUGGAUCCAUUCAUCAUCCAUCUAGCGAUCACUAUUACUCCCCUCCCCACGGUCCCAAGGAAGAUCGCCACUGGGGCCCUCACAUGGAAAGCUACGAGCUGAUGCAUCGUGGAUCUGAAAAGCCUGUGAGCUAUCACUCUAAAAUAGAUGCUGAUAUCGACUCCCUCACCAGUAUGCUCGCAGAUCUCGACAGUCACCCACAGGACACCAGCACACAACUGUACGACAAUGUGCCUUACAACAAAUACCUCUCAGGGGAUCACUACAAGCCUGCACACCAGAGCGCAGCCCCUCCUCAGGGUCGGCCAUCCAUGGGCUACCCCCCUCACCCCCAUAGCCAAUACCACCCUGCACCGCCCUACCCAAGCGAGCAUCAUACACCUCAGUACUCCACCUCCCACCAGCAGGACUACUACUCCUCCUCCUCGUCACCUAAACCCUACCCCCAGCCCGUACCGGCCUCCUACACCACCGCCUCCACCCCUACCGGGCCAAGGUUCAGCGUCCAGGUCAAGACAGCGCAGCCCGUCACCUACUCGCAGACGGGCAGGCAGGCUGAACAGGCCUACACCCCGCCCCCACCUCGCCAGCAUGUGUCACGCCCCCAACACCAGACUCAGGCAAGUCCUCAGGGCUGGUACCCCCCGCACCCCGGGUCACAAGGUCAAGAUUUGCACUCUGACACGGGGUACAAGGGGAGUGGCUCAGGGUCUGGAGGAAGAGUCAACCAGGUUCCGAUAACUAAGAGAGGGAUGGAAAACAAUCAGACGGGAGCAGGAGCUGCACAGAAUCCUGCUUAUCAGUCCAGUAAGCAGGUUUUACCAACAACCAGGCCUGAGGAGGAGCUGGACCGACUCACCAAGAAGUUGGUAUACGAUAUGAACCACCCCCCUGCAGAGGACUAUUUUGGCCGCUGUGCCCGCUGUGGUGACAACGUGGUCGGCGACGGCAGUGGCUGCAUCGCCAUGGAGCAGGUGUUUCACGUGGAGUGUUUUACGUGCAUCACCUGCCACGCCCGUCUCCGGGGACAACCCUUCUACGCCCUGGACAAGAGGAGUUACUGCGAGAGUUGUUACAUUAGUACACUAGAGCGCUGUUCAAAGUGCUCCAAGCCCAUCCUGGACCGGAUCCUACGCGCCAUGGGAAAAGCCUACCACCCUCGCUGUUUCACAUGCGUGGUGUGUAACUGCUGCUUGGACGGCGUGCCCUUCACCGUGGACGCCACCUCCCAGAUACACUGCAUAGACGACUUCCAUAGAAAGUAUGCGCCGCGCUGCUCGGUGUGUGGCGGGCCUAUCAUGCCUGAACCGGGCCAGGAGGAGACGGUCAGGAUAGUGGCUCUGGACCGGAGCUUCCAUGUCAACUGUUACGUCUGUGAGGAAUGCGGUCUCCUGCUGUCGUCCGAAGGGGAGGGCCGCGGCUGUUACCCGCUGGACGGCCACAUCUUGUGCAAGAGCUGCAGCGCUCGCCGCAUCCAGGACCUCUCAGCCAAAAUCUCCACCGACUGCUAACAGACCUCCUUUAUCCUCCCAACCUGCUUCUUUCUGCAGCCACACUGUUACAAACCACGUGUUGUACACAAGAUCGAUAUCACAGACAGGAUUCAGCUCCGGCUUUGUUCUGUGCUAUAAAUUACUUUUUUCUUUUUUUUGUGGUUGCUCUGAUCGUGAAUUGGAUCAGACAUUUCUACAGCGCCCUCCGGUGGUGUGCUGUUGCAGUUACAUUCACAGAAAGACUUUUUCAGUUUCAGAGUUACCGAUCCAAAUAACGACAGAGCAACCAUCUCACUUAUUCCCUUCCAUUCAAAUAUCCUACCACAUUUCUGUCUUUUACAUACUCAACGGCCCCUGCUUUUCACACUCAGCUCAGUAUUAGCACAACAGAGGCCUGACCUGCAGGCAGCUUGGGCUCCACUUAACAUUUAUUCAUUCUGGUACUGCUCAUCUGUUAGCUUGCACGUUGUCGCUACUGAUAGAGAUCAUGAAAGUAUGGAGGGAUGUGACAGAUUCUGGCCUUAAAAUGUUUAUUUCGACAUAUAAGCGACAUAAAUGAUAAGCAGGCUGUUAAACUCUGGGAUCUGUACAUUUGUAAAAGUGCAGAACUGCCUCAAAGCAAGCAUUUUAAACACACACAAAGCAACUGUGACUGUACAUAACAGACUGGUUUGGUUUGUACAGCAUGUAGUGCAGUGAAUCUUUGCAGUGAGUAGCACAGUAGCACAAGAAAUGUAGACAAAGGAAUGUGUAGUUACAGAACAAGGGUUUUUCUCCUCUUUAACUUUUACUGAACGCUACUACAACAUUUGCCAGAACAGAUCUCGACAUUCAAACAUCAUGAUAUCGUUUGAUAAAUCAAAGCUCUCAACAGGACUUUUCUUCUUUUUAAAUCAUGCAGAAUAACAUUUUUGAAUGUCUACGAUACACAAUCUUGCUUUGGUUCUGUUUGAUAUUUGUUGAUUUGGUUUAUACUUGACUGUUACAUUGAAGACAAUGGUGCAAUGAAGUCAAACGCUAAAGGAAAACAGGGUGAAAACAUGUGAAGAGUCUGUGAAAACAAACUGAAGUUGAAGAAAAUUUAAAAGAUUCAUUUACUUGACAAAUACUUUUACAUACUUUUUUGGACUUAAAUGUAAUGAAUCCCCUGCUCUAAAGAAAACAUUAAUAGUAUCUUUGGAUCCUCACAUGUGAAGUUUCUUUUAAUCGUCCUUGCACUCACGUGGGCUGAGUUUCACAUGUUCUGAGUCAUUGGAGCUAAAGUGUUUGUCACAAUCGCGUUUAACUGCCGUUUUUCCGUCCUCCUUUUUUGUACACGUGUAACUUAAAGGGCUAGACAUUGGAACAGCCUUACCUCAAGGACGUCAUUCAGUUUCAUAACAACCCUCUUUUUUUUUGAAACUGUGAAUUCUGCUUAUUGUGCGACAGAACGUGAUCUCGCUAAAACGGUAUUGAGUUGUUAAUUUAUCUCAUGAUGUAUAUACUGCUUUUUGUCAUUAAGGUGAUCAUUUCGAUAAUGUGUCAUUUCAAAAACCUGUAUUCACGCCAACUCAUUAAUUUUUUUUAAUAACCUUACUGGGUGUUGUGUUUGAAAUGCUGUGAAUUGGAGCUUGGAGAUCAGAGCCCACGGUACCGCAGCAGACGUCAGUCCGCGGAUGAAUUCACACAGUGGAAAAGAGCGGGAAGCAUUUUGGUCUGAGUAAACAGACUAUUGAAGUAGAAAUGACGGUUACAUGCAUGUGAACCCAGAGGUGGAUUUUUCUCCUAACGCAGGUUGUAGCAACAUGAUUAAUUAUUAAAAUGUCAGCAAGUUCA